Molecule: messenger RNA, 1368 nt
Organism: [Torrubiella] hemipterigena
Lineage: Eukaryota; Fungi; Ascomycota; Sordariomycetes; Hypocreales; Clavicipitaceae
Source: the annotation of a GenBank genome assembly
AUGUUUAUCAACAACGCCUGCCUGGUGGCUGUCCUUGGAGCCACCUCCGUCAGCGCCUACGGCAUGUCCCACGGUGUUCCUGGAGGAGUAGCUCCUAACCCUCCCCCACCUGCUCCCGUUUCUUCUUCCUCUUCUGCCUCUUCAUCGUCUUCUUCAAUGCCAUCUUCUUCCAAGCCACCAGCUCCCCCUUCUUCAGUUGCACCCGGACCAGCUCUGGCUUCCUGCUCUGGUGUCUCGCUUGGCCUUCCCCAGGGUCAGGCAAAUGCCAGAGCCAACUUCACUCAGCCUUUCUACCCUGGCAACGGCGAUUGCUGGGAGUUCAGAGUGCCCGUCAGCAUCAACACACAAGUCAACGAGUUCAACCUUCCCAAGUGGACCGAUGACUUCAGCCUUCAGGACUUCCUGACUGCCGCUACUACUCGCGCUAGCGCCAAGCUUCCCAGCCCUAUCAAGGGCAAGAAGAAUGAGACUUCUAGCCACACAAUUGCCGCUUCUUUCUGCACUCCCAAGAACAAGGGCAACAGAAAGAAGACCAUCAUCCUCGCCACCCACGGCAUUGGUCAGGCUCGUACUCACUGGAACUCUGCCUUCCAGCCCAACAAGUUCAACUUUGUGCAACACGCACUCAACGAAGGUUACUCCGUUUGGUUCUAUGACCGCCUGGGCCAGGGCGAGUCUGACAAGGUCUCCGGCUUCACCAACCAGCUCCGCAACCAAAAGGCUAUCCUGGUUGAGCUCGCCAAGAAGGUCAAGAACGGCGAGUUCACUGGCGAUUUCGGCAAGCCUGAAAAGCUGGCUGUUAUGGGCUUCUCUUUCGGUUCCUUCAUCACUCACUUUGCCCUUGCCGAGAACCCUGACAUGGCCGAUGCCGCCAUCUUGACCGGUAUCAACUACAACACCACCGCCAUCAACGCUAACGGUCUUGUCCGCUCCUUCGUCCCCCGUGUUGCCAGUCUUCAGAACCCUCGCAAGUUUUCCACUCUCGAUACUGGUUAUCUUACUUGGGCCGACAACAUUGCUCAAAUCAACACCUACUUCAAGUUUGGCCACUAUGAUGUUGCCACCACCCAGUACUGUGAAGAAUUUAAGCAGGCCUUUGCAGUCUCCGAGUUCUUGACGCUGACCGAUGGUGAAUUCGACGCCAGCAAGUUCAAGGGCGCCGCUUUGGCCAUCACUGGCAAGAAUGAUUACAUCAUUUGUGAUGGUCAGUGCGACGGCGUGUUUGAUGAGCCGGCCAAGACACUCUUCAAGAACGCCAAGUUCCAGGGUCACCUUGUUCCCGACGCCGGCCACAACAUCAACUUCCACAACAACGCCAAGCAAUCGUACAAGGUCAUGACCGAGUUCCUCAAGAACAACAAGCUAUAA